AUGCCAGAGUCCAGGACCUCCUGCCACGACCUCACGCGAUGGAAGAAGAAGCCGCCGGUGCGCCUCACGGUCAGCCAGAUCUGCCCGCCCCCGCGGCGGCCCCUGACCGUGGCCGACAUCCAACCGGGCAUGGAGAACGAGAGACUGGGGGUCGUGCGGGAUUCCAUGUUUCAGAACCCGCUCAUCGUCAAGGCUGAACUUGGGAAGCCCCGGGAAAGAAGCUGCAGUCUGCCUGGAAUUAAUUUUAAUUAUGGACUCUACCUCCGGGGGCAGGAUGGAGGGGUCCCUGAAGCCAUUGGACACUGGAAUGUAUUUAAACAGCAGCCUACCUGCCCCCAUGAGCUGAGCCGGGAUUAUAUCGCCAUGAACCGUGGGGCAGUAAAAGCUGGCCUGGUAACUGCCCGGGAGAAUUUCCAUUACCGUCAGCUCAAUGACAUCCGCAUCAGUGACCAGGAUGACCGGCGCCUCAAGAAGGAACCGCCCUCUCUCCCUCCAAAUAUGACGUACGGGAUCCGGUCACGGCCUUCCACCCCCUUCUUUGAUCUGCUGCAGCAUCGGUACCAGCAGCUGUGGGUGCAGGAACAAAAGGCCAACCAGAAAGCCAUUAAACUGGAGAAAAAGCAUAAGGUGAUCCUCGGGAACCUGUAUGAGACCCGGAGCAGUCAGCUGAGGAAGUACAAGCCGCCUGUGAAGCUGGACGCCCUCUGGCACAUGCCUCGCUUCCAGAAGGUGGGCCCCCAUCUCGAUACCUUCCCCACCGAGGCCCAUCGCCAGAGAGCCUUCAAAGCCCACCGGGAAGAGUGUGCUGUGCGCCAGGGAACCCUGCGGAUGGGCAACUACACCCACCCCUAA
Messenger RNA from Mesoplodon densirostris (Blainville's beaked whale), 852 nucleotides. It is a transcript of the gene CFAP77, whose product is annotated as cilia and flagella associated protein 77. The transcript is spliced from 6 exons. NCBI's taxonomy places the organism in Eukaryota, Metazoa, Chordata, Mammalia, Artiodactyla, Ziphiidae. The record is from RefSeq and is a predicted model, not a curated record. The coding region runs from base 1 to 852 and encodes 283 amino acids.